CACGUGGCUCCACCCCGCUGUGAUGACGUCACAUCACUGCCAGAUCUGGAAAGUCUAACAUCUGAAAAUCUUCAUCUUCACGGAAGAAGAAAUUUCACUUCAUACAGGUCAGAGCUUUUCAGUGUUCAUGUGAAAGCUAUGGGCUUCAUUCAGCAGUGUACCUGAUCCUACUUUUUAAUCCAUUCCAGUUCAGAGGGCCAUGAGCCAGACCAGCCCCUGGCUGCAGUAUGAGCCUCCGCACUGUAGGGGGUGCUCUGUUCACCUCACUGCAUCCUAAUCUGCUUGUGAGCAGCAGUGGUGGUGGCAGCAGAGGAAGCCGGUGGGGCUCUCUCUCUCUGAAACCAGGGUCUUCCCUGUUGCACACCAUGGUUCCCGCAGGUUACACAGUUCUACAAGAAGAGCGACUGGCCAUGGUGGAAUUGACCUCACCCAAGCCGGAGACGCAACAGAACGGUUUUCACCGCGAAGCCCGUCGCCUUUCCGAGCGUUCUGGAGAUGGUCGAUACGGUGAGACGGAGCCUAUGUUACCUGACAGCCGGCUCUCUGGAGAAGAGGUAGAUGAGGAAGAGGAAAGCGAAGAAGAAGGCCAGAAACCAGCCACACAAAACAUGCCCAAGGAGUCACCUCUGGCCAUGGCUCUACAGAUUCUGUUGCCAUUCCUGCUGGCCGGAUUUGGUACCGUUUCAGCUGGCAUGGUGUUAGAUAUAGUGCAGCAUUGGGAUGCCUUCAAAUAUAUCACAGAGAUCUUUAUCCUGGUCCCUGCUCUCCUGGGUCUGAAAGGAAACCUGGAAAUGACUCUAGCCUCCAGACUCUCCACAGCAGUGAAUGUUGGAAAAAUGGACUCACCAAUAGAGAAGUGGAACCUCAUCAUUGGCAACUUGGCACUAAAACAAGUCCAAGCUACAGUGGUGGGCUUUCUGGCAGCAGUGGCAGCCAUUAUUCUUGGCUGGAUCCCUGAAGGAAAGUUCCAAAUGAGUCAUGCUGUGCUGCUCUGCUCCAGCAGCGUGGCUACGGCCUUCAUCGCUUCCAUGCUGCAAGGUAUCAUCAUGGUGGGUGUGAUUGUGGGCUCAAAGAAGACAGGCAUCAAUCCUGACAACGUUGCCACACCAAUCGCAGCCAGCUUCGGUGACCUCAUUACGCUUGCCAUCCUGGCCUGGAUCAGUCAGGGGCUCUAUAGCUGCCUGGACUCCCAUCCAUACGUGUCCUCUCUUGUGUGUGCCUUCUUCAUGUCCCUGACUCCGGUGUGGAUGGUCAUUUCAUCCAAACACCCGGCGAGCAGACAGCUCCUCUACUCCGGCUGGGAGCCUGUCAUCACCGCCAUGGUCAUCAGCAGUAUUGGAGGUCUGAUCCUGGAUAAAACCGUAUCAGACCCAAACCUGGCUGGUAUUGUGGUCUACACCCCUGUCAUAAAUGGUAUUGGUGGAAACCUUGUGGCCAUCCAGUCUAGUCGCAUCUCGACACACUUGCACUUCCACAGCACCCUGGGCGAGGUUCCAGACGAGGCCAAGGGCUGCUACUAUCCCUGUCGAACCUUCUGCGGCUCAGGAGCCAAUCACAGGUCAGCACAAGUGCUGCUUUUACUGGUGAUCCCAGGCCACUUGAUCUUUCUGUACACGAUUCAUCUGAUGAAAAGUGGCCAUACGUCUUUGACGCCCAUCUUCAUGACCGUUUACUUGGCUGCAGCUCUGCUACAGGUGUUCCUCCUGCUGAGUAUAGCAGACUGGAUGGUCCACUCAAUGUGGAAGUCUGGGAAAGACCCGGACAGUUUCUCCAUCCCGUACCUGACAGCUCUGGGGGACCUGCUGGGCACAGCUCUCCUGGCCUUGAGCUUCCACUUCCUCUGGGUGAUCGGUGACCAGGACAGUGACGUAGGCGAUUAGAACCAAACGUUUUCACCGGUCACGUGUAACAUUUUAGCCAAAGCCGUGCUGCGCAGCUAUGGGACACAUCCAGCCACCGGUUAAUGGAUGCUGCCGGUGAUUGGCUGACCGUGUAUAUGAUUUGUGACAAGAGUCAGAGAGAGGACCAAUGAGGAUGUGAUAUCCUCAUCAGCUGGAACAUUUUUGUAAUGUUUUUUAAAGGACAGAGUUAUUUAAUAUUCAGCUUUGGAGAGAUUAUUGUAUGCAGCUUCAUUCCAGUCAGAUUUGGGAGGUGUUACUGAGCUUUCAGAAAUGAAUUAGCUUUAUGAAUGAACUAAUUAUCAGCCUGUAUUUUUGUUCACUCACUCACAUCCAUGAUUGAGAUUAAAAAUUCUCCCUAUCAACAAGCCAGUUCCCCUCUUGCUCUUCCUGCUCUCUUGCACAUGGUUUUGCACUUUCUAAGACAAAUGGUACUUAUGUGUUAUGUUUAGGUCAACCUGAUACUUUUCAUGGUUUACAUCUUCUGUUUACAUGUAUGCAACUCUUCAUGACACAAGGCAUGUGUGCCUGAAAAUCGGCUGCAUGUGGUUGAUGGUUCAGCGUUUGUCUAUAAUGGCUUAUUUCCCCCUCUUGUCUGUAUGUCUCACGUGUGUGUGCUUUGCUGUCUUUGGUGGUUUUGCUUUAUGGGAGAAAAUAUAAUCUGAUCUGUUCUUUUUUAUACACAGAAUAAAUGUUAAGUAUUUGUCUGUAGUCAAUUUCA
This is a messenger RNA of Tachysurus fulvidraco (yellow catfish), 2619 nucleotides long. It is a transcript of the gene slc41a2b, whose product is annotated as solute carrier family 41 member 2b. Gene Ontology annotation, cellular component: plasma membrane. Gene Ontology annotation, molecular function: monoatomic cation transmembrane transporter activity. The transcript is spliced from 11 exons. NCBI's taxonomy places the organism in Eukaryota, Metazoa, Chordata, Actinopteri, Siluriformes, Bagridae. The coding region runs from base 228 to 1880 and encodes 550 amino acids. The record is from RefSeq and is a predicted model, not a curated record. Gene Ontology annotation, biological process: monoatomic cation transport.